AUGCCGGAAGGUGUAGGUGUAACAGUGUGGGAGCAGAAGCAGCCCUUCAUCGCCCCCAGGAUCCUCCCCAGUGUGCUCUCUGAAUCAGGACUCCUGAAGCCAGACCACACGGCCACUGCCGAGGUGACAGUGAUCCACUGGCUCAUGCGGGCUUUCACCAAGAGUAUCUUGCUCCUUUUCCACAGUAUCAACUAUUACUUCAUCGACAGCCAGGGCCGCCCCGUCGAUGACCUCACUGUCAUGCAGUACAUCACACACAGCAGAGGUGCCCUCUGCAUCACCAUUGCAUGGAUCAGUUCCAGCUCGUCCUUUGUUAAGUGUGUUCCAUUUGACAACGAGAUCUUUGGGGUCACGAUCCCAAUACAGGUCCUGGCCGGCAUGGCCUGCAUCAUCGUCGAGCCUGGCGAGGAGGACGUCAGCGACUACGGGCUUCUCUUUCUGGUGGGUCGUAUCAGUUGCAAUGCCAUCCUCUUUCCUGUGGUCUGGUCCCAUCGGCACCUUCAGGGAGUAUUUGGUACCAACGGGAAAGUGGCAGUGGACCUGGCCAAAAUGACGCUGUUUCGGCAUUACUGUGUCAUGGUCACCUGUUAUAUCUACUUCACACAGAUCAUUACCACCCUACUGCAGGUGGCCAUGCCCUUCCAGUGGCAGUCGCUGUCCCAGGUGAGAACAGAUGCCUCAGAUUUUGCUCACCACAGGUGCAAGUUCCAACAGGCAGGACACAAUCCCCCUCAGUAA
This is a messenger RNA of Pteronotus mesoamericanus, 738 nucleotides long. It is a transcript of the gene GPR108, whose product is annotated as G protein-coupled receptor 108. The record is from RefSeq and is a predicted model, not a curated record. NCBI's taxonomy places the organism in Eukaryota, Metazoa, Chordata, Mammalia, Chiroptera, Mormoopidae. Gene Ontology annotation, biological process: transport. The transcript is spliced from 10 exons. The coding region runs from base 1 to 738 and encodes 245 amino acids. Gene Ontology annotation, cellular component: membrane; Golgi apparatus.